This is a messenger RNA of Tachyglossus aculeatus (Australian echidna), 576 nucleotides long. RefSeq names its product putative olfactory receptor 14L1. Bases 1 to 576 code for a protein of 191 amino acids. Gene Ontology annotation, molecular function: olfactory receptor activity. The record is from RefSeq and is a predicted model, not a curated record. The transcript is spliced from 2 exons. Lineage: Eukaryota; Metazoa; Chordata; Mammalia; Monotremata; Tachyglossidae. Gene Ontology annotation, biological process: G protein-coupled receptor signaling pathway. Gene Ontology annotation, cellular component: membrane.
AUGUACUUCUUCCUCAGGAACGGGGCUCUACGUCUCCUUCACGUCCCCAAAUCCAACCUCAACACCCUCUUGAACGUGAAAUCCAUCUCCCUGCCGGCUGGCACUUCUCGUAAUUUUCUCGUGAUUUUCUUGGCAGGAACGGAGACGGCCCUGUUGACCAUCAUGCCCCAUGCCCGCUUCGUGGCCAUCUGCCGCCCCCUACACUUUGACACAAUCAUGCACCACAGAGCCUGUGCCUCCAUGCUGCCAUGGCAUGAAAACCUGAGUUUAGUCACGACCUUUGGCUUACCCUUCUUCUGCUUCGUGCUCAUCAUGGUCUCUUACGUGCUAAUCUUCCAGGCCAUGCUGAGGAUGCUGGCUGCGGAGGGCCUGGCCACAGCCUUCUCCACCUGUGUGCCUCACCUUGCCAUCGUCACCCUUUUCAUCACUUCUGGCUCCUCUGCCUACUUGAAGCCGAUAUUAUACUCCCCCUCAGUGCUCCAACUGAUGCUGUCCAUGUUCUACUCUGUGAUGACCCCCAUCCUGAACCCCCUCAUCUACAGCCUGAGGAACCCGGACAUGAAGGCUAUGAUGUAA